Molecule: messenger RNA, 930 nt
Organism: Trichoplax adhaerens
Lineage: Eukaryota; Metazoa; Placozoa; Uniplacotomia; Trichoplacea; Trichoplacidae
Exons: 1
Coding region: 1-930 (309 amino acids)
Biological process (GO): G protein-coupled receptor signaling pathway
Cellular component (GO): membrane
Molecular function (GO): G protein-coupled receptor activity
Source: RefSeq, a predicted model, not a curated record
AUGGAUAAUAGAACUAACGAAACUCAUCAUACACCAUUGGAAGUUAUUGUUAUUAAAUCUACUAUUUUUAUUAUUAUCGCUAUAGCCGCUGUUAUUGGCAAUAGCUUAGUUAUUAUUGUUAUUUCUCAAUAUGGACGUAAUGCAACCCAGACUGUAACAAACUAUCUUAUCAUGAAUUUAGCUAUUCUCGACAUUAUUAAUGGAUUAUUUCAAUUACCACUCUAUUUAGUCAAUAUCAUAGCUGAUAGACAAUUUUAUGGUGAAAUUGGUUGUGCUAUUCAUGUACAAAUUGGAGGUAUGGGCUUUAUCGGCUCUAUUCACAAUUUAAUGUGGAUAGCUAUAAUACGCUAUCUUGUGGUUGUAAAAUCUAAAAAAUUACAGUCAAGACAUGCAUACUAUUGCAUUGGUAUUAUUUGGGCAACAUGUAUUUUAGUACCGGCUGUGUCGUUUCUUGGAUGGGGUAAAAGUGUUUAUGUAGACAUUGAGAAAGGCUGCGUUCCCGAUUGGAAUGGAAAUAGCAUAAGUGGAAUAGCUAGGGGCAUCUAUGAUGCUGUUAUCGAUUUCGCCAUACCUCUAAUUGUUAUUACUUACUGCUACUUGUUUAUUUUUCUCUUUCUUUCAAGGAAACGGAGAGAUAUGAUUUGUGAUGGUUUUCAAUCACCUACAGCUAUGGAUAAGGCUAACGUCACUUCAACCAUGUUUAUCAUAUUUAUUGCAUUUCUAAUCUGUAUUGCGCCUUGGAGUUUAUUAGCAUUUAUUAUUAUACCAAUAUCUAAAGUAAUAGUACCUGAUGGCGUCUACUUUACAUCUUCAGCGUUAGUAUUCUGUAACUCUGCUAUUAAUCCAGUCUUAUACGCAUAUCGAAGUAAGGAUUUUCGUAUAGGAUAUAAGCAAGCUAUUCAUAAAAUUUGUAGAUGCCGUUAUAAUUGA